AUGGGAAUACUCACUGUCACCGUUAGUGGCUCAUCCGCCAUCACCCGCCGGCCUGAACGAGGUGUUUUGAACCUCACAGUGAACGCCAAAGGAAGCACACGUGAGAUUGUUUCCCACAAGGUGUUAGAAACUACCAAUGAGCUUAACCAGCUUUUCAAAGAACUGUCUCCCAAGACAGAGUCUGGAGAUCCAACUGCAGAUGCGGCUGUGGUGACUUAUUCGUCCACUUCCCUCCGCACGUGGAGCUGGAACAUCCAGAAUGAAGGGAGUGUGUUUAAAGUCCAGGAAUACCGUGGCAAUCUCUCUUUUGUUGCUGUGUUCCGCGACUUUACCAAAAUGAGUGAAGUUGCCGGGAAGCUUGUGGCAUAUUCAGAUGUUGACAUCAACUCGAUUGACUGGGAGCUAACAGCUGCCACCAAAAAAGCUUUGAGCUCCGAGUCCCGCAAGGAGGCUAUUCGCGACGCCGUUCAAAAGGCAAAUGACUACACUGAGGUAAUUGGCCGAAAGGUGGCCGCAGUUGACAUACGGGAUGGUGGGAACUCCUCUUUUGGCGUGUUGACACGAACUGCCCCGAACCCUUUUGCUGGAGGUGGAGGGGGCCUCUUUGGCAGUGGGCCAUCCUUUGGAAAGGCAUCUGGAGGAGCCUCAGGUUCAGGCCUCUUUGGUGGUGCUGCUAACAAUGCCCCUGCUCCUCCUCCCACUCAUCCCACUGCACCGUUCGAUCUCACUCCACAGGAGAUUCAAUAUACCAGUUCCGUGCAGGUCAGAUUUGAAUCAGACCCGAAUGAAUGA
This is a messenger RNA of Penicillium crustosum, 792 nucleotides long. RefSeq names its product SIMPL domain-containing protein. Lineage: Eukaryota; Fungi; Ascomycota; Eurotiomycetes; Eurotiales; Aspergillaceae. The coding region runs from base 1 to 792 and encodes 263 amino acids. The record is from RefSeq and is a predicted model, not a curated record. The transcript has a single exon.